AUUUCGAAGGACUUUUGUCUGCUAAUUCGCUUAGUCUGCUGUCUAAUGUCUGCGUCUGCUUCUCAGAAACCUUGAAUGAGUCACUGAGAAAGAUAAUCUUGUGCCUAAUUCCUUUUAACUGUCCCAUCAGCAAGAAACCGAUUGGCAAAAUGGGUAAACAAGGAUACGAACCUGCUCCGACAGCUCCUCUACCUACAGCUCCCCCUCCACCUUAUGAUGCCCAACCACCAUACAACCCUUAUGGCGAUGCUACUCAGGCACCACCUUAUCAAUACCAGCCGACGCCAGUAAUUCAUGAGACGCCCCAACAGGCCGGCCAAUCUUUGUAUCUGUCCGUUCCACAAUAUCCUCAGCCUAUACAAGUCACUGGAGGUAAUACAGUAGUAGUGGGAGUUACCCCUUUACUCGUCGGUCGCCAGCCGCUUAGAACAACGUGCCCAAACUGCAACUCUACGAUCAAGACGAUGACUGUGAAAAAGUCCAAAACUCUCGCUCAUCUGAUUUGCCUCGGCCUCUGCUUUGUUGGAUGCUGCUUAUGCUCCUGUAUUCCGUACUGUAUGGAUUCCAUGAGUCUCGUAGUCCAUACUUGUCCUAAGUGCAAGGCACACCUUGGUACUUACGAACCGUAAGCCUACAUGGUUGGGCGAAAGCAAUGUGAUAUAUGCUAAGUUACUUUGUUGCAAAACGUUCCAAAACGAUCAUCUGUCCUCCAUUUUGUAUUGUAGUUUUUAUACGAUAGGCCUAAGUGCCUAAGUUGAAACGAUGACUGCCAAGGUGUUUUUCUUGGUCUUACUUUUAACCAACUCUUAGGAGUGGGGUAGGAUGUAUUUUGUAAUCGUUAGCAAAAUAUAGAUGCAGGACUAAUUAAAUGUAACUUGUAAACAAUAUGCUUUUGUUCUGGUAAUGAAUAAUUGAUUUAGAAGUAGUUUUAUGCAUAACUAAUAAUAAAGUCCUUUGGAUAAGCUUGAAUCAAUUAAUGCUUUGGAAAUAAUGAUCUGAUAGAAGAUUCAUUGGCCAGAAAUGUAUUACCAUCUACAUACUUCAGAAAACUGUUUAACACCAAAUAGGUAUAGCCAGUCCCAAACAGGCUAGAAUAUUAAACAAUCUUCAUAAAAACUGAUGUAUAAUCAUCACAUACCAAUGAAUUUUAAAGAGCGGUGAACAAAAAAAAAGCUUUUGAGUGGCAGACUUCACUUUUCUUAACCAAGUAUUGGAGUUGACUAUCACAUUAAUAUGAAUGGCUAUACGAAAUGAAUUACAGUAAGUUAUUAUAGUACAGUAUAGUGUAAUUUUCUUGGUCACUGAUUCUUGGACAUCAUUUUGAAAAAGAACAAUUGCGAUUGUAAAUUGAUAAAACAAGGUGUAAUUUUUUAUAUUUUUUUUUUACAUUCCCCCCCCCUAUUUUUUUGUUUUUUAUUAAAAGCUUGAAGCUUAUCUCUUGUCUACUUGACUCUUCCAAAGCUUAUACUAAUUUGCUUACAGUAUUAUUAUGAUGAUUUGUUGACUUAAAGCAUAUUAUUCUUAUUAGUUUUCAAUGAAUAUUGAUUUAUUAUUUAGUAGUACUGGUACCAUAUAUAGGUAAAAUAUUCACUUAUUGAUACCUACUUAUCUAUUGAAUGUUAUAGGUUUUGUAUAGAUUUGCUUUUUGUUGUAUUCUUUUUGGCUUAUUGACAUAUUGAAAACUGCUUUGUGUUUUUAUUAAGUAUGGGGAAAGUUGGGGAAUUAUAUAGGAUAUGCAUUAUACCCAUAAAUUAAAACAGUAUUUUUUAUUUUAUUGUUAAGGUUGUACUUAGGCACAUUCCAUUCUUUGGAAACUAUUCAAACUUGGUUGUGUAAUUGUGAAUUAUCUAUGUUAUUGGAAUUCAAUGUUGAUAUUUCACGUGGCAGCUUGGACACAUCUGGCUAGUUCACUAAGGUUCUCAAUAUUGCUUAAUGCUCAUAAUCGCUAAUUGUUAAGUUACUAUUAUAAGGUUGCUCAUUUUAAUUAGUUACCUAAACUGAUAGUCAAAGAUCAAACAAAUGUCGCCAAACAAAGAUUGUUUAAAAAGUGUUUCACAUGGAAUCUUUGCUGUUUUGGCUUUAGUUGGAAGAAUGUAAUUUAUUUAAGUAGUUAGUUAAUACAACUCUUGAAAAUGAUCUUUGUAAUUGGAAGUCUAUUUUUUUUCUAGUUUGUCAGAAUAGACAACUGCUAGACGGUUAAAAUGUUUACAGCUCAAUUUUUGUAGUCUAGUCAACGAUUAAAAAAAUACUUUUAUAACAGUUAGUGACGAAUUAUUUGGAAUCACUACAAGUUAGGUGCUUUUUGUUAUUGACUCAAAAAUAUUUGGGUCAUGAACGAUUUCAAAGAAAGGUUUAACAUGUUUUGGAAUUUCUUUACAACUUGUUCUUUGUUAAUUUUAGUUUCAAGAAGAAGCAUAAUAGAUCCGUUACUAAAUAUAAGUACCAUAAGUAGUUCCUAACUCUUUCAGUUAAAUUUCGAGUUAACUGUUUUGUAUAUUGUAGCACCUUUCAUGUUUAUUACUUCCAAAGAAUAAAUGUAUU
Macrosteles quadrilineatus (aster leafhopper) is the source of this 2541-nucleotide messenger RNA. Its product is annotated as lipopolysaccharide-induced tumor necrosis factor-alpha factor homolog. Lineage: Eukaryota; Metazoa; Arthropoda; Insecta; Hemiptera; Cicadellidae. Gene Ontology annotation, molecular function: zinc ion binding. The record is from RefSeq and is a predicted model, not a curated record. Bases 150 to 629 code for a protein of 159 amino acids. The transcript is spliced from 6 exons.